AUGGCUCCUCAGGCGAUCAUUGCCCCGUCCAUCCUCUCGGCCGACUUCGCCGACCUGGGUGCCGAGUGCGCCAGGACAAUGGAGCGCGGUGCUGACUGGCUCCAUGUCGACAUCAUGGACGGCCACUUCGUCCCGAACCUCACGUUCGGCCCUCCCGUGGUGGCUAAGAUUCGUAGGCACGUUGACAAGCCUACAGAGAGCUACGGCCGGGGUACCUUCGAUUGCCACAUGAUGAUCGCCGAGCCCAAGAAGUGGGUUAAGGAGUUCAAGAAGGCCGGCUGCGACCUGUACUGCUUCCACUACGAGGCUGCCAUCAACUCGACGGCUGCUGAGAGCCCCGAGGCCAAGUCAGACGAGAAAACUAGCCCGCGCGAACUGAUCCGUUUUAUUCACGAGCAGGGCAUGCUCGCUGGUAUUGCCAUCAAGCCCGCCACCAAGGUCGACGUCCUCUACGACAUCAUUGAGGCUGAAGACCCUGCCGAGAGGCCUGACAUGGUCCUCGUGAUGACGGUUGAGCCCGGCUUCGGCGGGCAGAAGUUCAUGGCGUCGGAGCUGCCCAAGGUGGAGGAACUCCGGAAGCGGUACCCGGAACUCAACAUCGAGGUCGAUGGAGGGCUUGGUCCUAGCACGAUCGACCAAGCUGCGGAUGCCGGCGCUAAUGUCAUCGUUGCUGGCAGUGCCGUGUUCGGCGCUCCAGACCCUGCUGCCGUGAUUUCCCUGCUGAGGGAAGCGGUUGAGAAGAGGAUCAACAAGCAAUGA
Molecule: messenger RNA, 759 nt
Organism: Thermochaetoides thermophila DSM 1495
Lineage: Eukaryota; Fungi; Ascomycota; Sordariomycetes; Sordariales; Chaetomiaceae
Product: phosphate 3- epimerase-like protein
Exons: 4
Coding region: 1-759 (252 amino acids)
Biological process (GO): pentose-phosphate shunt; carbohydrate metabolic process; pentose-phosphate shunt, non-oxidative branch
Cellular component (GO): cytosol
Molecular function (GO): metal ion binding; D-ribulose-phosphate 3-epimerase activity
Source: RefSeq, a predicted model, not a curated record